GGGGUCGGAGCGGCGGCGGUGGCGGCACGGAGGCCUCCCUGCGGACAGAGCCGCGGGGAUGGGCACCCCGGCCUCGGUGGUGAGCGAGCCGCCCCCCUGGCGGGUCCCCCCGGAGCCGCGGGGGCGCAAACGGGCCUCGGCCAACAUCUUCCAGGACGCGGAGCUGCUGCAGAUCCAGAGCCUCUUCCGGCGCGGCGGGGACCGGCGGGCCGAGGAGAGGGCCCGCAUCGUGUGGGAGUGCGCGGGGGAGCCCGGCGUGGCCGAGGCCUUGAGGCGGCUGCGAAGGAAGCGGCGUCGACGGCUGCCCCCGGACCGGGCCGAGGACGGCGCCCGCCGGCGGUGCGGUCGGCUCCGGAUGCCCGAGGAGCGGGCCGCCUCCCCCGCCGGGGCGGCCGCGGAGCCCCCGGCCCCCAGGAGGACGAGCGCCAGGAUCCGUCAGCGCCGGGGGAGGGCCGGCCCCCUCGGCUACCUCCACCAGAUCCGACGCUGAGCCGGGGCGGGAGGCCGGCCGCGGGGCCGUCUCCCCCGGGUGCCCCGGGGGGUCCUUCGGGGCCCGCUGCGGGACGAAGCCCGAAGCGGGCGGGUCCCCGCCGAGGAGAGAAGGGCUCUCUUCGGGGCCUUCCCUCUCUGGCCGCCGGCACCGCUCGCGUCCGAGCGAGAGCGGCGGCGUUUUCUGAAACUAACCCGCCUCCCCCGUCCUUCCCGAUCUGACGCUACCGUUGGACCGAACCGUCCCCCCAGGUUCUUUUGGGGUGCCGGGGCUGAGCCCGGGCCCGGAUUUCUCCUCCUCUGAUGAAGGGGAGUGGGGCGAGCCCCCCACCCCCGCUGCUCCCCACCCUUAGCGGGAGAGAGGAAACGGGGGUGGGGCCCCCCAGAGCGGAAGAGAACGUUUAAUAAAAAGACACGAGCGCAGAAC
Molecule: messenger RNA, 916 nt
Organism: Ornithorhynchus anatinus (platypus)
Lineage: Eukaryota; Metazoa; Chordata; Mammalia; Monotremata; Ornithorhynchidae
Gene: AVPI1
Product: arginine vasopressin induced 1
Exons: 3
Coding region: 59-490 (143 amino acids)
Source: RefSeq, a predicted model, not a curated record